Molecule: messenger RNA, 3353 nt
Organism: Pyrus x bretschneideri (Chinese white pear)
Lineage: Eukaryota; Viridiplantae; Streptophyta; Magnoliopsida; Rosales; Rosaceae
Product: putative transcription elongation factor SPT5 homolog 1
Exons: 22
Coding region: 127-3261 (1044 amino acids)
Biological process (GO): regulation of DNA-templated transcription elongation; regulation of transcription by RNA polymerase II; transcription elongation by RNA polymerase II
Cellular component (GO): ribosome; DSIF complex
Molecular function (GO): structural constituent of ribosome; mRNA binding
Source: RefSeq, a predicted model, not a curated record
AUUUAAUGAAUUUGAUAUGAAAGGGAUGGUAAUAUAAACACAUUUCUGGUAUUCGCGCGAUUGGCAACGCCACUCUCUCCUACCAAAACCCUAGACCCCCAAAUUUGAUCCGAAUCCAUCACAGCCAUGGCUCGUCACAGAGACGAAUAUGACGACGAGAUGGAGGAAGAGGAAGAAUACGACCCGGACCAAGCUAUAGACGAGGACGACGAGGAGGAAGAGGAGGAACGACGAGGAGGAGGACGGCGGCCCAGUCAGAAGCGGAGGAGAUCGGAUUUCAUAGACGAUGUAGCAGAGGAGGACGAUGACGAGGAGGAAGAGGAGUACGAUGAGGAUGACGAGGCUUAUGGUGGUGGUGGUGGUGCGAGUCGUAAGAGGAAGAACAAGAGGCCCUCUGGGUCGCAGUUUCUCGACAUUGAGGCCGAGGUCGAUACCGACGAAGAAGAAGAAGACGAGGAGGGGGAUGAUGACUUUAUUGCUGACAAUGCACCUGAUCUACCUGAAGAAGAGGAUGGUAGAAGGAUGCGUCAUCGGCCGUUGAUGCAAGAAGAUGAGCAAGAAGAUCUUGAAGAGAUUGAGAGAAAUCUUCAAGAGCGGUAUGGGAAGUCAAGUCAUAGGGAGUAUGAUGAAGACACCACAGAUGUGGAUCAGCAAGCUCUUUUACCUUCUGUUAGGGACCCAAAGUUGUGGAUGGUGAAAUGUGCGAUCGGUCGUGAGCGGGAGGUAGCUGUUUGCUUAAUGCAAAAGUAUAUCGAUAAACCUGAACUGCAGAUCAGAUCUGUUAUUGCUCUUGACCACCUUAAAAACUAUGUAUACAUUGAAGCGGACAAAGAAGCCCAUGUGAGGGAGGCUUGCAAAGGUCUGCGCAAUAUAUUUGGCCAGAAAAUAAUGCUUGUUCCAAUUAGAGAAAUGACUGAUGUUCUUUCGGUUGAAAGCAAGGCUAUUGAUCUUUCUAGGGAUACGUGGGUCAGAAUGAAGAGUGGGACAUAUAAAGGAGACCUUGCACAGGUUGCGGAUGUGGACAAUGUGCGGCAGAGAGUUACAGUUAAAUUAAUUCCAAGGAUUGAUUUACAAGCUCUUGCAAAUAAAAUGGAUGGCAGAGAAGUUGUGAGAACAAAAGCAUUUGUUCCUCCUCCACGUUUAUUAAAUAUUGAGGAAGCAAGGGAACUGCAUAUUCUUGGAGAUCGUAAACAAGAUCGGAUGACUGGUGAUUAUUAUCAGACGAUUAAUGGCAUGAUGUUUAAAGAUGGUUUCCUGUAUAAAGCAGUAUCAAUCAAAUCAAUUAGUACUCAGAACAUACAUCCCACGUUUGACGAACUUGAAAAAUUUCGGAAGCCCAGCGAGAAUGGUGAUGGAGAUGUUGCAAGUCUGUCAACUUUAUUUUCAAACAGAAAGAAGGGACACUUUCUGAAGGGCGAUGCAGUUAUUGUUGUCAAGGGAGAUCUAAAAAAUUUGAAAGGAUGGGUUGAGAAAGUUGAGGAGGAGACUGUUCAUAUCAGACCCGAAAUGAAAGAACUCCCAAAAACACUUGCCAUCAAUGAAAAAGAGCUUUGCAAAUACUUUGAACCUGGGAAUCAUGUGAAAGUUGUAUCUGGCACUCAGGAAGGUGCAACUGGUAUGGUUGUUAAGGUUGAGCAGCAUGUUCUCAUCAUCUUGUCUGAUGUAACGAAAGAACAUAUCCGUGUGUUUGCUGAUGAUGUUGUGGAGAGCUCUGAGGUGACAUCUGGUAUUACCAGAAUUGGGGCAUAUGAGCUUCAUGAUCUCGUGCUACUGGAUAAUAAUAGCUUUGGUGUAAUCAUACGCGUAGAAAGUGAAGCAUUCCAGGUUCUUAAGGGAGUUCCUGAUAGACCUGAGGUUGCCCUUGUCAAGUUAAGAGAGGUCAAAUGCAAGAUUGAGAAGAGUUUUCCUGUGGAAGUUAAGUAUAAACACAAGGUAUCUGUGAAGGAUGUUGUGAGGGUCAUUGAUGGCCCUUGUGAGGGGAAACAGGGUCCUGUGCAACACAUAUACAGAGGAGUCUUGUUCAUCUUUGAUCGCCAUCACCUGGAGCAUGCAGGCUUUAUCUGUGUUAAGUCUCAUAAUUGUGCUCUUGUGGGAGGUUCACGUGCUAAUGGCGAUAGAAAUGGUAACUCCAAUUCACGAUAUGACCACCUCAGAACUCCUCCUCGUGUUCCUCAGUCCCCGAAUAGGUUUUCUAGAGGAGGACCUCCAUCUAACUAUGGAGGAAGGAAUAGAGGUGGACGAGGGCAUGAUGGCUUGGUUGGGACUACAGUAAAGAUUCGCCAGGGUGCCUAUAAGGGUUAUCGUGGACGUGUUGUUGAGGUUAAGGGACCAAAUGUACGGGUUGAGUUGGAGUCCCAAAUGAAGGUUGUUACAGUUGAUCGUAAUUGUAUUUCUGAUAAUGUGGCUGUUACCACACCUUAUCGUGAUACAUCUCGCUACGGUAUGGGAAGUGAGACUCCCAUGCAUCCUUCUCGAACUCCUCUCCAUCCAUAUAUGACUCCCAUGAGGGAUGCUGCAGCAACACCUAUACAUGAUGGCAUGAGGACUCCUAUGCGUGACCGAGCAUGGAAUCCAUAUGCACCUAUGAGUCCAGCUAGGGAUAACUGGGAGGAAGGAAACCCUGCAUCUUGGGGUGCUAGCCCACAGUAUCAGCCAGGAAGUCCUCCUUCGCGGGCGUAUGAAGCACCAACUCCUGGUUCAGGUUGGGCAAACACUCCUGGUGGAAAUUAUAGUGAAGCUGGUACACCGAGGGACAGUAGUUCCGCUUAUGCAAAUGCUCCGAGCCCUUACUUGCCAUCAACUCCAGGUGGCCAGCCUAUGACACCAAAUUCGGCAUCCUACCUUCCUGGAACCCCUGGAGGGCAGCCAAUGACACCAGGCACUGGUGGUCUGGAUAUGUUGUCUCCUGUUAUAGCAGGUGGGGACAGUGAAGGACCGUGGUUCCUCCCAGACAUAUUGGUCAGUGUACACAGUUCUGGAGAGGAAACUACUGGGGUUGUGAGAGAAGUGCUUCCGGAUGGCUCCUGUAGGGUAGCUAUUGGGUCGGGUGGCAACGGGGAAACUAUAAUAGCACUUCCAAAUGAAAUGGAGGCGGUGGUACCGAAGAAAAGCGAUAAGAUAAAGAUCAUGGGUGGGUCACUACGAGGAGCGACCGGUAAGCUGAUUGGUGUUGAUGGCACAGACGGAAUUGUGAAGGUAGAUGACACUCUUGAUGUUAAGAUUUUGGACUUAGCUAUUUUGUCAAAACUAGCCCAAUCGUAAUUCCGUGGGAUCGAAUAAAAUUUCAAUAUGUAAAUCAUCAUUGAUUUUUUGUAGUAUUUUUCUUUUUGGGAAGCAAAAGGCCUUGAUUGUUC